Molecule: messenger RNA, 1903 nt
Organism: Saprolegnia parasitica CBS 223.65
Lineage: Eukaryota; Oomycota; Saprolegniomycetes; Saprolegniales; Saprolegniaceae
Exons: 6
Coding region: 52-1866 (604 amino acids)
Source: RefSeq, a predicted model, not a curated record
UCGAUUUCUUCUUCGAGACACCCAUCCGGACCACCGGUCGAGGCGAUUAGUAUGGCCGACCACGAUGAGCUCGAGAAGCUCCGCUCGUACAAGACGCUCACAAAGCUGCGCAUGAAGCAGGCUGCGGAGAAGCUUGGCUCGUACCGCGUCCAGGUCGAGGACGCGCAGAAGACGAUUCAAGAUCUCCAAGCGACCAACGCAGACCUGCAAGCGAUGAACGCGGACCAUGUCCGCGUCAUUGCCGAGCUUCGCGCCGAGGUCGCUCGAUUGCAACGAGCGCAAGAGGUGGCUGCCACACAACCCUUUCAACGCGCACCGUCGCCAGCAGUAGCAUCAGUCGUCACCGACCCGCCGCCAGCGCUGGCCACGCCAGUGCGAAAGGAUGCUACUGCAUCAGACGACGCAAGCAGCAGUAGCUCGGAUGACGACGCUGUCUCGGACGCCGGCUCGGGCAUCCUCGCGACGGGUUCGGACACCGACUCGGACGACGACGAGCCCAAGACCGUGGCCAUGCUUCUCGGGCGGGCCGCCGCAGUGGUUGCGACGCCCAAGACUCCAGCGCCGCUUCCGUUGCCGACCGUGCGUGUGCCUUCUACAACGACGGUGACGGCGACAACGGCAACGGCGACCGAGACGACACCGACAACGGAGAUGACAACCGCUUCCGCGUCGACGGACGCUGCGCCCGCGGCCAAGAAGCGCAAGCGCGACGAGUCGAUGCCCCAAAACAUCAACCGGUUUCUUCAAGUUGUCAGCAUGUCGACGGGUAGCUCCAUCUACCGCGCGACCAAGAUCCUCGCCCUCUUUUACGGGGCGGUCUUUGGCAACGAAGACAAGGUUGCGACGUCGUUGAUGCUGCUGCCCAAGCUUCACAAGGCGAUGCGCCACCACCAGAUUCCCAUCACCGACGUCGCGUCGGCCUUCGUCGCCACCGCGCCGAUCGCCAAGGACAUUGCUUUGCACGUCGACGUGCUCUCCGAGGUGGCACCGACACCGUCCGACGCAGCCGUCGCGCUGGCGACGAUCACGCAGCACGUAAGUCGGAAGAAGAACCUCCCGAUGAAGCUCCAAGUGGGCUGGUGCCGUGUGCACACACUCUUCAGCCACCGCGUCAAGUCGCUCGCAGCGACCAACGCCUUUCUCAUCGACCGCCUCGCCGCCCAGAACCGGCACCUCUUUGACUUUGUCGCUAUCGCCGAGAGCUGGCCGCUGGCGUUGACGCAGCUCGCAUCCAAGGCGUCGACGUCGCUGUUAGCCGUCACGGUUCGGUACCUCCUUGGCACGCUCGUGGCCGCGCAAGACGGAGUGGAGGACCGCACCGAGCUGCAAAUGACGCCGAUCCAGGACAUGUACGCACUCUGCGGCGGCCCCGUCGCUGCGGACGCCGACGCGAUCACGGACGCCUUUCUCAAUGUUGCACCGACCGACGCCCUGUUGUUUGAGAUGCACGAAAGCAUCCGACUUCUCUGCCUCGUUCUCGGCUACGCUGGGUGCAUGGAGACGUUCCCUUUGCUGCGCAACCUCCUUGCAGAGACAACGUGUGUGAGCGUGCGUCUCCUCGGUGUGACGGCGGCGACGCUGCUAGAGCACCCGUGUGCAGACGAAGCGACCGAUACGAACGCCGCCAAAACCAUGAUUGACCGCCUCCUUCCCGUCGUUCAGAACACCCAUUGUGAGCCGAGUCUGCGCGCGGCCGCGGCCGUCGGGCUCCUCGAAGUCGCCAGCCGCGUCUCGGCCAAAACGCUCGCGAAAGAGUACCUGAGUCCGGUGCUCUUGUGGUUUGGCAGUCAGACGCCGUCGGCGCAGCUGGCCAUGCCGAGUGGCCUCCUCCGCAAACUCCAAAACACCGUUGUCACACUCGCCUAACACCACAAAUGUCGCUACCAUAGACGCAAGAGCCUCC